This is a messenger RNA of Lates calcarifer (barramundi perch), 3131 nucleotides long. RefSeq names its product OMA1 zinc metallopeptidase (gene oma1). Lineage: Eukaryota; Metazoa; Chordata; Actinopteri; Centropomidae. Gene Ontology annotation, biological process: mitochondrial protein processing; protein quality control for misfolded or incompletely synthesized proteins. Gene Ontology annotation, molecular function: metalloendopeptidase activity. Bases 401 to 1996 code for a protein of 531 amino acids. The record is from RefSeq and is a predicted model, not a curated record. Gene Ontology annotation, cellular component: mitochondrial inner membrane. The transcript is spliced from 8 exons.
GACGGCCAAAGUUCCGUUUAUUUCGGCGUUAAAGUACGAACGUUUCGCGUCGCAGGGAAAUUACAUGUUUAACUCGGCGUGUUAAGAUGUUUUAAAACUGACUUUUUCUGGGACAGACACAAACAUUUCAGUCUGCGGCGGCUGGACCGCGGGGACCGAGGUUAGUUGUAGCUAGCGUCCUCCGAUAGUAAUGACAUUGACAGCUGAGAAGAGUUAUGACUGUCAUUCACACGACUGUCAAAUUAACAAACUGACAUCAAAGUUAGGUUGACGUCCUGUGAUAGAUAUUUCUACACUGAGAUGAGUUUCAGCCCUUUCAGAUGAUAGGCGGGCAAAUUUCGCCGUGGACUGCAGCUGUAAUUGUCUGGUGAAUCUGAGCAGUGAAUAAAGCACAAGGACAAUGGUUUUUCUCUCUGUUACUCUAUUGAGGAGCAGUCGCCUCUGUUCUCUGUCAGCACAUCUGACCCGAAACGCCCUGGUCUAUAAACGAGGUGGAUAUCCUCAGGUACACUCUGUGUCUUCUCAGAUCAGCUGUCAAAGAAGAGCAAACUCUUUCCACUUCAGAGACACUUCGACUGGACCACCUCUGUUCUUCUGUAGCAAUGAACCGACGGUGUGUUCCCAGAUCAGUCCCAAAACCCCUUCACCUCUGCACUCUGGUCCUGUCCAGACACAGUGCAGACACCACUUCCACACCUCAGCCUCCCUGAAGGCCCUGCCUGCUCCUCUCAUAUGGAUGGUGCUGAAACCUCUGCAGAAGCUCAUGGCUAUAAUACUGGGCAGGAGUAUAAGGAAGUGGUGGGUGGCUCUCCCAGACAACCGCCGGGAGCUCAUGCGCAAAUGGGCCUGGCAGCGCCGCUGGCAUCUGGCAGUGGGGGCAGGUGUUGCUAUGGUGAUUGCAGUGCUCCUUCUCCUCACCCACCUGGAUGUGUCCCCCGUGACGGGACGGACCCGCCUCCUCGUCUUCAGCAGAGAGAACUACAUGGAGCUGGCUGCUCUGACGUCAGAGGCUUAUAUGGAGGAGUUUGCAGAGCUGCUGGUUCCAGUCACUGACCCUCGUCAUAAGGUGGUAGAGCAGGUGGUGCAGCAUCUGGCACAAAGGAACAAGGACAUCCCUGAAAUGUCUGAUGUCAUCUGGAGUGUCCAUGUGGUGCAAAGUCCCAACAUCAACGCCUUUGUCCUACCGAAUGGGAAAGUGUUCAUGUUUACGGGGAUGCUGGAUGCUGUGGCCGAUAUUCACCAGCUCACCAUUGUCCUGGGACACGAGAUGGCUCAUGCACUAUUGGGACACUCUGCAGAACAGGCCAGUCUGUCUCAUGUCGUGGACCUCCUGUCCCUUAUCCUGCUGACAGCCAUCUGGGCCGUGUGUCCUCGAGACAGCUUGGCACUUCUGGGACAGUGGGUACAGGACAAGCUUACACAGCUGAUGUUCAGCCGUCCCUAUAGUCGGAAACUAGAGGCUGAGGCCGACAAAGUUGGACUGCAGUUGGCUGCUAAGGCAUGUGCAGAUGUGCGCGCGGGCCCUGUUUUCUGGCAGCAAAUGGAAAUUAGAGACCAGCUGACAGGAGAGCCCACUUUCCCCGAGUGGCUGUCCACACACCCAUCGCACAGGAACAGAGUCACUCAGCUGGACCGCCUUGUACCACAGGCUCUGGAGAUGAGGGAAAGUUGCAUCUGUCCUGCUCUACCUGCUACUGACCCUCGUGUUGUCUUCUCCAAGAGCGUCACGGUAUUGUUGGAAAACGCUAAGCAACAAGGGAGAGGAGGACCAGAAGGGGCAAGCAAGCCCCACCUGCCCCACAGCCCCACCCCACUCCCCGCUGCACUACAAGCAAGUCUGCUUGCCCAAACCGCACUUCCUCCUUCUUCUAACGUGGGUCAAGAAGAAAACAAAAGUCCAGUCCCAGUUGUAGCUUCAGAGACAACUGUGGCAGCCCCUGUCCCCGCUCCUACUGAGGGUGACAGAUCACAGGAUGGGAAGCAGAUCACCAGCUGACAGGGGGGUUAAAUCCCCACAAACUUCUACAGUUUUUCACUGACUGGACUCUACUAUUUCCUACUGCUACAAGUAAUUUCAUCAUUUACAGGUUGGUUGGUCAGGGUGCCAGCACAGUGGAGGGUGGAGCUGGGAGUGACACUGUGAAUUGAAGAGGCUGGGGUAAUUCUAAAUUAGGAGAAAAAAGUCAGUCCUCCUAACCUUUCCUUCUACUGCAACACACUGCUGACUGAACUUCAGAGAAUGUUAUCACUGCCUAGUGACUACAGAGAUGCCACAUUAAUUAGAUAACCUUGAACAGGGAAAUGCUGAAUUAAUUAGUAAAGCUUCCAUACAUUGCAAGAUUAAUAUGUGCAUUAUUCAUUCAUACACGGCAACAGACGAGAGUAAGCACUUUGUGUGUGCAUGUUGGAGGGUGUGUCCAUGGCAGGCAGAGGACAUCUACAUUCUCAUUAUGACUACUACAUUCUCAUGCCACACACACAGCACUUUAUGCAUUCUGUAGCCUGAGGGACUUAAUGGUGUAAAUUUAUGCCGGGUUGUUUGCAGGUUUUAAAACACAGCCUUCUGCACAGGAAUGCCAAUAUCCACCGUCAAGCUUUGAGAAAUCUUUCAUGGGAUUUAGUAAAAUUUUAUUUAACAAGGCAAGUUGACUGAGGAAACAUUCUUAUUUACAGCAACUGCCCUCCCUACCAGUUAUGGUUCAUAUCUUGAUAGUCUUUUUUGUGUGGGCUAAAACAAAGCAGCACACUUGGUUAUAUUGUGAAAUCAAGAGGGUACUACUGUGUUUUCAUUUUGGAUAAAUUAUUUUAUUUGUGUCAUGCAUUUUAGGCGCUAAACUCGUAUCAGCUUGCAAAAGAUCAGUCAAGAGUCUUCCAGCUGCUGAGAAAGCUUUCUUUUACAGCAGACAGGGUAGGUCUAUAUUAGAGUCUCUGUCUGUAUUAGAGCAAGUGGCCACUGAUGAAUGAAAAGCCAAGGUAAUAUUGGUUUUUGCAUAUCAAUAUCUCAGCAGAAAUGUGCUCUGUUUGCAAGUGGCAGGCAAAAAAAAAAAAAACUUGGGAAGAAAAAAAAGCUAUAUUAUUUUGGCUAUUUUCCAUUGCAAGUUCCAUUAAAAUUCAAAUGGGUGAAAGAUGCA